UCAAGCACGAUAGCCAGCUAAAAGCCUAAACAAGAAGUAGCAAAGGAAGAUAUUAUUGUCUCCGCUGCUGCAUCCGUCGUCCAGCCUCUCAUCUCAAGUCCCAACACAGACAGUAAGAGAAGAGUCCCGAGAAACAAAACUCCACAAUGUCUCUCUCCUUCUCAUCUUCUCUCCUCCCCUCUCCUCUUCCUCUUCCUCAAAACAAAAACAAAACCCAACAACUGAAACAAAACCAGAACCCUCUUCACCCUCACAAACUCCUUCUUCGAUGUGCAUUUUCUUCUUCUGCUACUGCACCACCUUCUUCAACCUUUCCUAAAAAGAAGCAUUGGAAACAAGGCGAAUUCCCUGGAUUUACCGACGCUUCACGUCCCAGGAGAACUGCAAUAAAAAACAUCAAGAAGAAAUUAGACCGUAAGAGCAAAGCCAAGGCUUGGGUCAACACUGUAGCUGAAGCUUUAACUGAUUGCGUCCUCAAGAAACAAUGGCUCCAAGCAAUUCAGGUGUUUGAGAUGCUAAAGGAGCAACCAUUUUAUCAACCAAAAGAAGCUACCUACAUGAAACUCUUGGUUCUAUUGGGGAGAUGCGGUCAGCCUCAACGUGCCCAUCAACUUUUCGAUGAAAUGGUCGAAGAAGGAAUAGAACCCACAACUGAACUUUACACUGCAUUGCUGGCAGCUUAUUGUCGAAACAAUCUUAUCGAUGAGGGUUUCUCAAUUAUUAACCAGAUGAAGUCUCUCCCUCGUUGCCAGCCUGAUGUUUAUACUUAUAGUACUUUACUUAAAGCUUGUGUUGAUGCUUCAAGAUUUGAGUUAAUUGACACUUUGUAUCAAGAAAUGGAUGAAAGAUUGAUAAGUCCAAACACAGUCACGCAGAAUGUAGUUUUGAGCGGAUAUGGGAGGGUGGGGAUGUAUGACCAGAUGGAGAGAGUGCUAUCCGAGAUGUUAGAGAGUGCAGCAUGUAAACCUGAUGUUUGGACUAUGAAUAUAAUUCUUAGUGUGUUUGGUAAUGAGGGCCAGAUUGAUUUGAUGGAGAGAUGGUAUGAGAAAUUUCGAAAUUUUGGAAUCGAGCCGGAAACUCGCACUUUUAAUAUUUUGAUCGGUGCAUAUGGGAAGAAACGAAUGUAUGAUAAGAUGUCAUCUGUGAUGGAAUACAUGCGCAAGGUUCAGUUUCCAUGGACGACCUCUACUUACAAUAAUGUUAUUGAGGCUUUUGCGGACGUGGGGGAUGCAAAAAACAUGGAGUACGCAUUUGAUCAGAUGCGAGCGGAGAGCAUGAAAGCAGAUACAAAGACAUUUUGUUGCCUUAUUAAUGGAUAUGCCAAUGCGGGUCUCUUCCAUAAAGUCAUUAGCAGUGUUCAGUUGGCUGCGAAGUUUGAGAUACCGGAGAAUACAUCAUUCUUUAAUGCAGUAAUAUCUGCAUGUGCAAAGGCAGAUGAUUUGAUGGAGAUGGAAAGAGUCUUUAAGCGGAUGAAAGAUAAGCAAUGCCCACCCGAUUCCAGAACCUAUUCUAUCAUGGUUGAGGCAUAUAGAAAGGAAGGUAUGAAUGACAAGAUCUACUAUUUGGAGCAGGAGAAACAGGAGAUGAUUGGCGAUGGUACUCUCAAGUGAUUAGAUCAUCAGGUGGGGCAUGUGGUUGAUUUCUGACAAGAACAACUGCUACUUCUCACCUUACAGUAAUGCCAAAUUUUCUUUGGGGAGUGGCUGGAAUGUUUUGCUCAGGCAGUUCUGUUCCUGGUUUCUUGGACAAUCAAAGCUUUUGUUAGCUGGAAGGAGAUAGCAUUUGUUACCCCUUGGACUGCAACAAACUCUUGUAAAUUGCUUCUGCAAUGCUGUAAGCAUAAUUAAGAUGUCCGGUAUUGAUGUUAUUAGUUUGAUUA
Molecule: messenger RNA, 1879 nt
Organism: Populus trichocarpa (black cottonwood)
Lineage: Eukaryota; Viridiplantae; Streptophyta; Magnoliopsida; Malpighiales; Salicaceae
Product: pentatricopeptide repeat-containing protein At3g06430, chloroplastic
Exons: 2
Coding region: 147-1610 (487 amino acids)
Molecular function (GO): protein binding
Source: RefSeq, a predicted model, not a curated record